Fopius arisanus is the source of this 1126-nucleotide messenger RNA. RefSeq lists its product as uncharacterized. The record is from RefSeq and is a predicted model, not a curated record. NCBI's taxonomy places the organism in Eukaryota, Metazoa, Arthropoda, Insecta, Hymenoptera, Braconidae. The transcript has 4 exons. Bases 1 to 1098 code for a protein of 365 amino acids.
AUGAUGAUGUUCUGGCGUCUAUUACUACUUCACGCUCCAGUGAUUCUCGUGAUCCUCACGCCAAUAAAUACAACGGGAAUACCUGAGAUUGCGUCAUACGCCAAAGUAUCAAGAAGUGGUGUGAAAAGUUGGAAUCCACCGAUAACCAGUGGAGAAGUUGAAAGUGAAGGACGGAAUUACCAGGCUUCCCCGGUUUAUGUUCCCGCCAAGAGCCCGAAACUUCGGAAUGGAGAGGCCCAGGAGUUCACACAGAGUCAACAGUACUCCACACUCGAUAAGAAUGUACUGGCGAAUCUCGACCAGAGGAAGCUGAAGAAACACGCGCAAGAGAGAUUCCACCCACCAGCUCCCUUCGAGCACGCAAUAUCUCACUCGAAUAAAAUAAAGUACCAGGCAGAUAGCCCCCCCGAUUCCCAUGAUUUUCCAGUAUCUCCAGGUGCUCCAGCAUCCCCACCAAAUGGCUAUGCAACUCUCCCCAAGGAUUUGUACUCCUACGAGUACCCGGCAGCAUCGAAGCCCUCGAAGGAUACAUUGCCAUCGAUCACGAUCGAUGACUACUCACCAAACGAUUACAAUCCAAAGCCAGUGGAUUCAUACCCACCAUCACAAGUCUCGCAUUCAGCGCAACAGGUGCCCAGCUAUCUCGAGAAAUAUCCAGAUAAACCUGAUUACCCUGGGCCUGAGCCAUUCGAUGACACAUCCUACGCACACGAGCACGAUUACCCCCAUGAGAUAAUCUACGAUCAUCCGCCGGAUCACUACCACCACGAUUAUACAACGACAACCACUGAGGAACCAGAAAUGAACGAUCAGCGAUUGAACAAACGGCCUUAUUCUUAUUACUACAUUGGCAAGAAACUCUGGUAUUUGCCCCUUUAUUUCAGCAUUUAUUUUAUUAUUUAUAUUGCUGCGUUGGUCCUCAAGAGUAUCGCUAGGCACAAAAUCAAUUUCCCACAACAACUGGCAGAGGCUGCUGGAGCUAGGCACCUGGGGCAACAUGAAACACUUGGAUGGAUGGAUCUCACCCAGAGGGUCUUAAAUGGGAUCGAUUCAUUCGCUAGUGGAAUUUAUAGUAAAAAUGGACCCGCGAAGAAUUAAAGAUUGAAUAAUGAGAAUAAAAUUUUGA